Messenger RNA from Myodes glareolus (Bank vole), 2509 nucleotides. RefSeq names its product solute carrier family 34 member 1 (gene Slc34a1). Gene Ontology annotation, biological process: sodium-dependent phosphate transport; intracellular phosphate ion homeostasis. Gene Ontology annotation, molecular function: sodium:phosphate symporter activity. Lineage: Eukaryota; Metazoa; Chordata; Mammalia; Rodentia; Cricetidae. Gene Ontology annotation, cellular component: vesicle; apical plasma membrane; brush border. The record is from RefSeq and is a predicted model, not a curated record.
GGAGGGCAGCUAAAGUUCUAGGGACUUUGCCCUUGACCCGAGGAUAUAAAGAGAAGGGUCUUGGUUCUUCUUUAGAUUUCCCCAAGCAGCCGACCAGGAGCUGAGACUUAGAACCUCAAGGACUCACCGUGGGUACCCAGCAUGAUGUCCUAUGGGGACAGAGUCGGGGGACCCGCUGUCUCCCCACUUCCAGUUCGUGGGAGACCAGUGGUGCAUGGGACAGCCUUUGCUUAUGUGCCCAGCCCACAAGUCCUGCACAGGAUUCCAGGGACAUCCACCUAUGCAUUCUCCAGUCUAAGCCCCGUGACCCUCACAGAGCACAGUUGUCCCUAUGGGGAGGUCCUGGAAUGCCAUGACCCCCUACCUGCCAAGCUGGCCCAGGAAGAGGAGCAAAAGCCAGGUGGGCCAGAGCCCAGGCUGCCCCAGAAGUUGCUCCAGGCUGGCACAAAGCUCCUCAAGGUCCCGCUGAUGCUGGGCUUCCUGUACCUCUUUGUUUGCUCCCUGGACGUGCUCAGCUCCGCCUUCCAACUAGCUGGAGGGAAGGUGGCUGGUGAUAUCUUCAAGGACAAUGCCAUCCUGUCCAACCCAGUGGCAGGGCUGGUGGUGGGGAUUCUGGUGACAGUCCUGGUGCAGAGCUCCAGCACCUCGACAUCCAUCAUUGUCAGCAUGGUCUCCUCUGGCUUGUUGGAGGUGAGCUCUGCCAUUCCGAUCAUCAUGGGCUCCAACAUUGGAACCUCGGUCACCAACACCAUCGUGGCCCUAAUGCAGGCAGGGGACAGGACUGACUUCCGGCGGGCUUUUGCAGGGGCCACAGUGCAUGACUGCUUUAACUGGCUGUCUGUUCUGGUCCUGCUGCCACUGGAGGCUGCCACGGGCUACCUGCACCAUGUCACUGGGCUCGUGGUUGCCUCCUUCAACAUCCGUGGUGGCCGAGAUGCCCCUGACCUUCUGAAGGUCAUCACAGAACCCUUCACAAAGCUCAUUAUCCAGCUGGACAAGACUGUCAUCACCAGCAUUGCCAUGGGGGAUGAGUCCCUGAGGAAUCACAGUCUCAUCCGGAUUUGGUGCCACCCAGACCCACAAGAGGCUUCCACUUCUGUGUCCAGGAUAGAGGCCAACAUCACCUUUGCAAACACCACCGUGGGGAAAUGCAGCCAUCUCUUCGUUGACACGGGGCUGCCAGACUUGGCCGUGGGGCUCAUCCUGUUGGCUGGCUCUCUGGUGGUUCUGUGCAGCUGUCUCAUUCUCCUAGUGAAGAUGCUCAACUCUCUGCUCAAGGGUCAAGUGGCCAACGUCAUCCAGAAGGUCAUCAAUACGGACUUUCCCGCCCCAUUCACCUGGGUCACGGGCUACUUUGCCAUGAUUGUGGGUGCCAGCAUGACCUUUGUUGUCCAGAGCAGUUCUGUAUUCACCUCAGCCAUCACCCCACUCAUCGGCCUGGGUGUGAUCAGUAUUGAGCGCGCCUACCCUCUCACCCUGGGUUCCAACAUUGGCACUACCACAACAGCCAUCCUGGCAGCACUGGCCAGCCCCAAGGAGAAGCUAUCCAGUUCCUUUCAGAUCGCCCUCUGUCACUUCUUCUUCAACAUCUCGGGCAUCUUGCUGUGGUACCCACUGCCCUGCACACGCCUGCCCAUCCGCAUGGCCAAGGCACUGGGCAAACGCACCGCCAAGUACCGCUGGUUUGCCGUCCUCUACCUCCUCGUGUGCUUCCUGCUUCUGCCCUCACUGGUGUUUGGCAUCUCCAUGGCAGGCUGGCAGGCUAUGGUGGGUGUGGGAGCACCCUUUGGGGCCCUGCUGGCCUUUGUGGUGCUCGUUAAUGUCCUGCAGAACCGAAGUCCUGGGCACCUACCCAAGUGGCUGCAGACGUGGGACUUCCUGCCCCGCUGGAUGCACUCUUUGCAGCCCCUGGAUGGCCUGAUCACACGAGUCACCUUGUGCUAUGCCAGGCCUGAGCCCCGUUCACCCCAACUUCCCCCUAGAGUCUUUCUGGAGGAGCUUCCCCCUGCCACACCUUCCCCCCGCCUCGCACUGCCCGCUCACCACAAUGCCACCCGUCUCUAGGAUGUGGGCCCAGACCAUUGCCUGGAGCAGGAAGCAGAGUGUUUAUGAAGCCCUCAGCAGAAGGGCAGAGGGGUGUGCGUGCACAUGUGUGUAGAUGCACAUUGGUUGAGGUUCAUGAUUUUGUGCUACCCUUGGGUACCCGUCCAGAUGCAGGGUCAUAGUGAUGUGGGCUUUUGUGAUUAAGAGGCAGUGUGCACAGGUACAUGUGUUAGAUGGUGCGUCUGUGUGGCCAUCAGGAUAGGUAUAGUCCACUUGUGAACAUUGUGUGUCAACCCAUGUAUGUGUACAGACAAGCCUACACAAUAGGUGUGUGUGUAUAUGCACAGGAGGCUGUAUACAAGGUGCAGGCUAGCUCGCCAUAAGUCUGGCUGUUUGUAGAUACAAGACCCGAGCUUGUGUCCUUGUGUAUACAGAUGACUACGAGUAAAGGUGGCUUUGGAUCGGU